This is a messenger RNA of Symbiodinium sp. CCMP2456, 288 nucleotides long. The record is from the annotation of a GenBank genome assembly. NCBI's taxonomy places the organism in Eukaryota, Dinophyceae, Suessiales, Symbiodiniaceae.
GUCAUCAAGAACGUGCUGGAGGUGCAGGGCAUGGAGGUUGGCGAGCAGACCUUAGAGGCCGAGGCCGAGCGAGAGGCCGAGGCGGAGCGGGAAAUGGAAGAAGAGGAAGAGGAGGAACGUGAGCAGCAGAUCGAGAUUGAGAAGUUCGUGGACCUCAUGUACUGCCGCGACAGCGAAGAGCCCAACAGCUGGCCUUUCGCCAGCCUCACUGAAGAGAGCCCGUCUCAGUUCUACCCGGCCAACCAGUUCCGCCUCUUCAAGGGCCGGAGCCUGGAGACCUUGCCCAAG